Molecule: messenger RNA, 8904 nt
Organism: Sycon ciliatum
Lineage: Eukaryota; Metazoa; Porifera; Calcarea; Leucosolenida; Sycettidae
Exons: 34
Coding region: 287-8266 (2659 amino acids)
Biological process (GO): signal transduction
Molecular function (GO): actin filament binding
Source: RefSeq, a predicted model, not a curated record
UCCGCAUGCAAAGGGGCAGAGGCAAGACGUCGAUACAUUCUCCAUCCGGACCGACUUGCUUAGUCUUUACCCGCCGUGGCAGAUGAUUUUGGAUUCAAUAAACGUGCUCGCCCAGUCUACCAUUCAAAAGUUUCCCUUUUCUUGUGCGUUCGGUCUUUUCGGAGAUGUUUCAGUUCGUGGGAUAGCGUCAGCAGUGGUACAUAGAGAGUGGGAGUGAAAAGCAGAAGCAAAUGGUGGCGCGAGGGCUGGAUGCACUUCGUUACCACAAAGGGAAGAAGAGGUGAAAAUGACGUCCUCGCCGCCGAGAAAGCCACUUGCCGUGUGUGCGACGUGUCGGGAUCCCGGCGAAGGCGAGAGCGAUGCGCUGGCUGCCGUUCGUCGAGGACACAUAGAGUGUUUGCAGGCCGUAUGUGCCGAGCGACCAGGUGCUAUUCACGACGUCAAUUCGCGAGUGCUAGGUGUUGGAGUGCUGCACGUUGCCGCUAGUCAGGGUCACACGGAAGUGCUGCGCUGGUUGUGCGAGGAGGCUGGUGUCGUCGUAGACAUAUCCGACGUGGACGGUGCUACGCCGACGCACCUGGCAGCGGCCAACGGCAAUCUGGGCUGCGUCCGAUACCUGAUCGGCGUGGCCGGAGCCGACGUUCACGCCCGAAUGCGUGACGGAGGCACUCCAUUGAUGCUCGCGUGCCAAAAUGGACACGAGGGAACUGUGGAGUGGUUGAUUGGACCGGGACGAGCCUCGUUGCAGAAGACCAACUCCAACAACGCUACAGCCGUGCACCUAGCGGCUGCUAAAGGUCACUCUGAGUGCUUGAAACUGCUGACAAAGGCCCGGCAAUACAAACCGAAUGAGCAAACAAAGGAUAAAGCCACACCGGUGUACUUUGCAGCGCAGGAAGGACACCUGAAAUGUCUGAAGUGGCUGUUGGAGCACGGCAAGGCCGACCUGGCGGUGCACAACGACGACGGGCGUGCGCCGAUACACGCGGCGGCCACCAGCGGUCACCUGCCCUGUCUCCAGUACCUCUUGGCUGGCGGUGGCGGUGGCCAGAAGAACAAACGCAAGUACCGCAGCGUGGACGGCGCCACCGCUCUGCACUUUGCCGCCGCUGCCGGCCAGAUGGCGUGCGUUCGCUGGCUCGUCGAGCAGCAGCAGCAGAGCAAGGCGAACAAGCUGGACAGGGAUGAUGACGGCGGAACGCCAAUGCACGAUGCAGCUGAGCACAAUCAGGUGGAAGUGCUGCGGUACUUCAUCGAAUGCGGGUUUGACGUGGAUGCACGAGAUGACCACGGUCGCACGCCAAUGCACAUAGCCCAGGAGAACGGUCACGACGAGGCAGUGGAUCUUAUCCUGGAGCACAGUUUGCCCACAUUACAGUACCCCGGUGCAAUCAACCUGGCGCGUCCUCAAUCAGCAAUCUACAAAGCCGAAGGCAGGCCGCGGCGACGCAAGUCUACCACUGCAACGGAUGUCAAUGGCUUAACCAUCCUCCAGGAAAAGCUACCACAAGAACAUAACUAUGCAGAAGAGGCUAUGCCGCCAAAGGCGCUGAUUGACACAGUCAAUGAAGCUGAGCGACUGGCAGUGUUGGAAGGAGAUGGUACCGGCAGUGGCCUGCUUAAUCCGGGAGGCCUGCACUUCCGAAAGAAUUCUGCUGCAGUUCUUGCAAUGGAAAGUGGAGAAACUCCGAAAAAGAAAGACAAGGGCGGCAAGAAAUCAAAAAGACGAGAUAGUGGACUGUCACAGGUGGAUGCCGGUGAUGAGGUAUUUGAUCUCUCUGCUAGCUCUCCAGCAAUGAUGAGUGACGACGAGAACCGCAGAAGAAAACGUGGUAUCUUCAAGUUCUUUGGAAACUUCAAGCGGAAACCCUCCUCUCAGAGUUUGGUGAACCUGUCUAUGUUCGACCCAGCCGGUCCAAAGUCACCGUCGGCUGUAUCCGAGGGUGGCAAGACGGGUCGGCGAAAGUUUGGCUUCAAACUUUCUGUUGGAAGGCGGCGGCAAAGCAGCACAGCGCUUCCCAGUAGUAGCAAUGCCAGUGACAGUACAGAUUGUGAUUUGACAAUCGGGGAGGAAUCCACCGAUGGUGGAGAUGACAUGGAGUCGCCCGUGCAUGAUGGGCGGCGUUUCUUGCGACGAACAGAGAGCGGGACAACAAUCAUUUCAACUGGAACUGAACGGGAGCAAGCCCUGUCCACUCUGCUGGAGCAGGAGGACAGGGAGGACAUGGGCAACUACAAGCGUGAGUGGAAAGUGGACGAAGACCUGCCGGAGGAAACGGAAGAAGAGCGCGCCGACAGAAAACGACGCGAGUUCGAAAGUCUCAUGUUUGGCAACUCUACUGAGCCUGAGCCUGGGUCUGUUCAGUCCGAUGAAGGUCAAACUGUAAACCAUUCUUCUGCCAAGCCAGAACAGUAUAGUCACGCCGCAGCUCUGGAAUCAGAUGGUAUUUUAGUUACGGAAAAAGUAACUGCUUCACCGGUGGAGGCUGUUCUGUCAGAUUCUUGUGUAGCUGAAAAAGUCAGUCACGGUGGUAAUGCAGAAGCCAUAGGAGCUCCAAUGUUCGACAUCACUGAGAGUACUGUCAGCGGCACUGCAGCCACUCAUCAUUCAGACAGCACGCAGCCCGGUAAGCAUUCGCUCAGUGAUGACCCCGGCGUGGAGAGAAUACUGGGCAGAAAUGCACAAGACGGCACAGCUGACCCGGCUCAGCGCAACACUGAUGAACAUGCGCGUGGGACUGUGGAUCAUGAUAGCAGGUCACUCCAUGGUUCUGAAUCAAACACAACCAGAGUACCAGCAUGCAGUGCAGCACUUGAUAGCAGCACUGCAAACAAUGAAGCCAGUGGUCAAGGGCAGGAUGCUGACAGUGGUGGAGAUAGCAUGUCCCUAAGCCGUGCUGAGACUUUAUCCGAAGGAAAUAGACACAAUGACGAGGACUGCGCACUUGCCACCGUCCAGAACGAAGUCACCGAUGACAAACCAAACUCGCCAGUAAUGGCAAGUAGCGAAACAGAACAGGCAAAAACUCCACAGACCAAUCCUGGCAUGGACAAUGCCGUUUCGGAAAGCUCUGCAAAUACAACACUUGCCAUGACUGCACCAACAGACAGUGCCCAAGACCUAGCAGUAAAUCUAGUAACUGAUUCCACAGGAGCCUCAUGUAACAGAACUAACACAACCAGCAGUCAAGAAGAACCCGUUCCAGGUGCAGCACAGACAACUCCACAGCUUCCCAGCAAGAACGACAGGCUGCCAUCCACUGCACCACUUGAAAGCCUUUCAGAUGCCGGUGCCGGUGCUACCGGCACCACCCAGGAUGAGAGUGAUGAGGGUGGCCCGGUAAAACUCUCCAAGCAAGAGGAGGCGCAGUACGUGCUGCAAGCAUUCAAGGCACGGAAGGAAGCGGAGCGCAAGGCAAAGCUGCAACAGGGCUCCACUGUGACAACUCCGAACGCAGCUGAGAGCACUUCGGUGCAGAACGUCGUCAAGCGCCAGUCACCUGGUGCCAGUGAGGAGACAGGGAAGCGACGCUCAUCCAUGUCAAAGCGUCUCAGCACUUACUUGAAACGUCGUCGCUCCGGCGGUAGUAGCAGCUCAUCGUCGUUGCAAUCCUUGGUCAAUGAGAAUGAGACCACAACACGCAACCGUACGGGCACAGUGGUUACGCGAGGCUCGGAUGGUGUGUUUGACAAUGAUGAUGAUAUGGACUCCGGGCAUAUGUCUGACAGUGAUGGUACAACAGGAAAUGGCGAGAUGACCGCAUUCAUGGCUGUCAACCAGGAGCACCUCGAAGCCCUGGAAGAAGUGGAGAGUGCACAGCUGGAUUUGGCACGGCGCGCAGCCCUAUCUCUCACCAGCACUCCCAUACUACCCAGCAAGGCUGUACCGGAGCUGCUGCAAGGCAUUGGGCUGCUGUCCGGUCUGGAACUGUGGACACUUUCGAAGAGCGAUACACUGACGCCGUUGCCAGUCACAGACGACACAAUCCUAACUGCAGGAGAGCUCUACAUCUGUCUGCGGACCCGGGCUGCUGUGGAUGUAAAGCAUGUCAUUCACUUGUGGAUUGGCAAGGAAGUGGACACGGAUCGAUACCAGGCUCUGCUGGAGCAUGCCCAUGCCAUGGAGAAAUGCUUGCCUGGUCUUGUUAUCAUGCAGCGCGAGACGCAAGGCUACGAAUCCGCCCUGUUUCUAUCCUAUUUCAAACAUGGCCUCAUCUGCUUCAUGCAAAACAACGCUGACGUCCGAAACCGCCUGUUUCACAUUCAGGGUCUUCGCCAUAUGUCACUAUCUGAAGUGCAGUGCAACAGCAAAUCUCUAAACAAGGGUGACACAUUCCUACUGAAAGUGCGGGGCAAGAUUCUGGUUUGGUUUGGCCCAAACAGCGAGGAGAAGCAACAGAAGAAGGCACUGGCAAUGGCAGAUUGGCUGGCUGAGAGGAAAGGUGGAUUGCCUGUGAGAAAAGUUGAUGACAAUGUUGACAAUGAUGCUAAGAAGACAUUCUGGCAGGUGCUUGGCUCAAAGACAGCUGUCCGUCCAGCCAUGCUCGGAAGAGGAGUGCAUCGCGUCGACAGGAAGAAGCAGAAGCUCCGACUCUUCAAUGUCUUGGGUUCUGGUGAGAAAGGCAAGCUGAAGAUAAUGGAGGUCAAGACCAAGUCACUGCACUGGUCCAUGCUACCGGCUGACAGCACUGCUGUCAUGGAGACAGACAGCUGCAUGUACGUGUGGAGCGGUGCGAAGGUGAUGCCGCGCGACCUCCAGUACAACUUCCAGCGAUGUGAUAUUGUGGUACGCAGUCGUGGCAUGUCAUCGUGGCUGCCUGUUGUUCGAAUCCGUCAGCACGGAGAGCCGUCGCACUUUAGGCAGUUCUUCCUUGGCUGGCCGUCAAUCGAUCUUGUCACGCUUGCCAAGUUCUGCGGUACACUGUCCCAGCUACCCAAACCUGAAUACAUGAUUGACAGAGCUAACGGCCAUUCUAAGGUGUACACGACGCACAGUGCACGGCCCAAAGCCGUCCAGCUGCGUCAACAGGGCCAGUUCUCCUCCACCGAGUCUUAUGUGGUGGAGUACCGGUAUCGCCACGGCAGCGGCAGUGGCGGCGGUGGCGGUACCAACACCAUCCUGUACGCGUGGCACGGCCGUGACUGCUCUGCGCAACGCUCCGGCCAGACCAUGGCAGUGCAGGCACAGAUGGCGAGGGCACUGGAGCUGCCGCCUGUUCAGACACGACUAUCUCAGGGCCAUGAAAGCGAUCACUUCCUGAGUGUGUUCAGAGGCCAGCUUGUCAUCUAUCUGGGAACACAAAAAUCGUCGCAACAGGGCAAAGAGCCAAGGCUGUUCUGUGUGAGUGGAAAGUCACAACUCAGGACAUCAAGUACACAGGUGAAGUGUCAUUACUCUUCGCUCACUAGCCGAAGUGCAUUCUGUCUUGUCACGCCGGAAGUGUCAUAUGCCUGGGCCGGAAAGGGAUCGACUCAGGUGGAGCGCCGUGCAGCGGCAGCAGCAGCAAGGCUUCUCAGCUCGCCAUCGUCAACAUCAAUAUCUGUGGUGCGCUGUGUUGAGGGUGAUGAGCCAGAGGCAUUCUGGCAGCUACUGGGCAGUGGCACUGGUAGGGUGAAGUAUGACACGGAGCUGCUGAGUCCAGAGAUAGCCGGUCAGCAGCCCCGACUCUUCCACUGCAGUCUGCUUGGCUGGCGCCUGGUGACAGAGGAGAUCUUCCACUUCACGCAGCUGUCGCUGACCAGGGAAGACGUUCUGCUUCUGGACACCGGUAACCAGGUUUUCAUGUGGAUCGGAGAGGCAGCACUACAGAAUGAAAGCCAGGGCGCAAACAAGAUGGCACUGGACUACCUUGCCAGUGAUCAGACAGGACGCAAGCCGGAAACGACGGCCAUUCACGUUGUGCUGCAGCGCUAUGAGCCCAUCACGUUCACCAGCCAUUUCCUGCACUGGGAUGCCGGCCUCUGGGAUCAGGAACAAUCAUCACUGGAGGCCGUGGAGAAGGAAGUCACCACCAAGAGAGCCAGUAUGCGCAGGGCGUCCACUUUGAGUCAGAGCUCAUCGGGAAGUGGGCUUUCCAGUUCACAUCUACAAGUCGCGUCCGACCUGCCUGAGAUUGCAUCCGGUGUGGAACUGCUACUGGACGAUCCGCCGGUGAGAGGUUCCAGAGGAGCGGAGCCACAGACGCAUACACAUGAAUUACCUACAGAUCAUGCCCAGCAAGUAGGAAUUCAGCAGCACCAUGGUGAAAGUGCCCACAGCGAUCCAAUGGGCAUGGCUGCACCUGCUACCUCCGCGCAGCCCACCCAUCCUGACAACGUGACACUUUCCACUCCGAACACCACUGAGGUACAGGAAGAACCCAGUCUGUCCACAGCCGCCGUAGCCAAUGACUACAAGCCUGACGGUGCUGACAAGGACCAAACAAUGGGUCAGCAGCAACUCGCAACUGCAAGCUCUGAGAGUGACAAUGUGAGAGAAAGCGAAUCAGUAGAAGCAGAGCAGGCUGAACAACGCAAUCACAUUACAGAGCCAACAACAGCAACGGCACACACUGCUCACCCUGGUCAAGAUGACAGCGAGGAGCAAAGUAAAGAAGCAGAAGAACUUCAAGAUGACACUGAAAUUGUAGAUGAGAUGGUGGCUGAUGCGGGUGAAGUAGAUGAUGUGGAUGGGAAGGAAUGUACUGUUGACGAACUAGAUGGCAACAGCGUAAAAGCAGAUGAACACCCAGCAACCACUGCAGAAGAUCCGAGUACUGAGGACGAACCAGAACAAUUGCCAUGUGGGUCUUCCAGUGAUUCAUCUUCGAUCCCUCCUGCAGAACAGCUGUCUCCAUCGCCUGGAUGUGAAGAGGAGCAGGAAGUGAGCAGUCCUGCAGCCACUGCCGACAGCUAUGGCCUUGAUAAUAAACAGCCGGAAACUCACGAUCUCAUCAACAAUGUUCCUAGUGCACCUAAUGCGGGCCAAGCUGGCAUGUCUGCACCGUCCCCAGAUGUGUCACCUGCAGCACAAGCAAUCCAAUCUACUGCUACCGAUGUAGAUGAGACCUGCACCCAGGCAUCACAGAGUGGAGUAGAAGCUGGCGUCUGUGACAAUGAUAUUGGCACCGUUGCAACUCCGGGUCACAGUUUAGAAGGACACCGACCCGAGGAACUAAGUCUCCAGGCUGAGGUGUCCUGCCCAGUGCCAGUUCCAGAGGCCGUUCCCGAUCCCGUUAUGAUCAGUACCCCGGCAUCGACAGAUUCUACAUCACCAACACCGCAGUCGCCUAUUUCACCCGGUGAUCUUGAAGCCAGUCUUAGCAGCAUCAGCCUCUCGGCAUCAAACCUACUGUCCGGCUCAUCUGCUGCCAAUCUCUUGUUCAACUCAUCGUUUGAUCUUGACAACCUGGACACGAUUCCUGAAGUGAGGAGCCGACCAGCUACGCUUGAGCGCAAGGCCAGUGGCAGCAGUCCCAAAAAGGAAGCACUUGUGCCACGUCCAAAGUCCACCGCAUCGCCAUCGGAAAAGUCUGUGAUAACCGUCCUCAGCACUGACAAGACAGCACAUCAGGUGGAGGUGACUGAGAAGUCCAAUGCACAGCACUUGGUCUACAAAAUGGUGGACAAAGCCCAGGUCAAGCUGACCCUGACCCUGUCCAUUGUGGAGUCGCUGGCAGACUUGAAGCUAGAGCGUCGACUGGAGGACCAUGAGAGGGUCCUUGACGUCAUGGGACGAUGGCCGCUCAAGCACAGCAACACUCUUCAACUUCGCAACGCACCAUCGAAAUAUGCUCUGUUUGAAAAGCCACAGCUGCCAAGACCAGUACUGCUUGCAGCGUGUGAUCGCGGCACAGUGCCGGAUGUUUCUGGCAAUCUCUGGGUGAAGAUGUCAUCACAGAUGCCCUGGCAGCAACAUGUGCUCUCCCUCCGCUCCACCGGAAUAGCAUUCACCACUAUUGCAGAGUCUGCAGAGGAGGAGAAUGAGGAGCCUACCAUGGCAGUGUACUUCUACCGGAGCAGUGUCUACAUUCCGACUGGUGCUGCCAAGGCUAGUGGAGCGCCAACAAAAUUUGCUUUUGUUGUCAAGAGCAAUGGAUCUUACGACCCGGACAACAUGGUGUCGUUUUGCGCCCAGUCUGCGCAGGACUUCAUUCAAUGGGUAGCUGCAAUACGCCUGGUGAUGUUUGGUGCACAGCUGCGGCGUAACCAUGGUGUAGUGCGCCGGCAGUUCUCCAUGCUGGCCAGGGUCAAGAAGGCGAGGAGAGCGUCGUCACAGCAGACGUAACAUAGCAGGACGGUGAUUGCUGCCUUGCGCUUUACUGUGUUGGCGUGCAGUAAUGUCAGUUCACGUUCAACCACUUGAGAAUGUAGCGGUGUUCAGUUGCAAGCAUCUCGGGGUUGUUUCUAUCCUCGAUGCUCCCACCGAAUGGCUUGGAGUCUUCGUCUUGCCGCAGUACAACCACAAUGCUGCUGAACAGUGAGGCAGGCUUGUUCUAAAUCAUGUGACAGUUGCCAAGUUAAGUCAUUGGCGGAGGCUGCGCAUGACCCUCUGGGUCUAGACUAAGCUGAUCAUCAAUUAGCUAUCACAACAGAUCUCUUAGCACACUGAACAGACAGUACAUGCAGUCUCAGUGAGACAGUGCCUUGAAAACUACUAGUAGGACUCAGAUACAUAUAUUUCUUCAAAGUAGGAACAUUUAGUUGAGCUACACUUAGAAGUGAUAUAUCGCUGCUUUUGCCGGCCCCGGGUACACAUGUUGACCAUUGUUCUUUAGAAUUAGGUUUCAUUCACUAACCUGCCAACAAGACUAGGACAUAACCCCCUGCAGCAUGCAACCCCACUGUGGGCGGCGGUGUCCCGACGGAAUUUUCAAGUUGACGUCUUUUUUAUGAUGCAAUGCGUACUGUACUUGUAUUACCAGA